Messenger RNA from Linum tenue, 3041 nucleotides. Lineage: Eukaryota; Viridiplantae; Streptophyta; Magnoliopsida; Malpighiales; Linaceae. The record is from the annotation of a GenBank genome assembly.
CUUACAAAGUAGUCAAACAGUGCUCUUCUGAGGUGUAAAGGAAAAGCAGCAGUCCAAAAUUUUCACCUCCGAUUCUCUCCGACUCCGAGGUCCGUCGUCGGCGUUGUCACGAAGUAGAGAGAACUCGCACCUCCCGCCACUCCCAUCGAGGUCGCGACGACGCUGGUGGGAAACAUCUGAUUUUGCUUCCAGUUCUCCAUUCCGAUUAGCAAUGGAAGACUCGACUAGCGGGGCGUCUCUUCCCUCAGUAGGCUCCGACGCGAAGAAGCGCCGCGUGACCUAUUUCUACGAGCCGACGAUCGGCAACUACUACUACGGACAGGGGCACCCGAUGAAGCCCCACCGCAUCAGAAUGGCGCAUAACCUAAUUGUUCACUACUCCCUCCACCGCCGUAUGGAGAUAAAUCGCCCUUUCGCUGCCGCCCGCGAUGACGUCCGGAAGUUCCACUCCGACGACUACAUCGACUUCCUCUCCUCCGUAUCCCCGGAAUCGGUUUCCGAUCCGGUCAAUGGACGUCAUCUCAAGAGAUUCAACGUGGGCGAGGAUUGUCCGGUGUUUGACGGGCUUUUCGGGUUUUGCCAGGCCUCGGCCGGUGGUUCGAUUGGCGCGGCGGUCAAGCUCAAUCGCGGCGAAGCCGACAUUGCAAUUAACUGGGCCGGUGGAUUGCACCACGCCAAGAAGAGCGAGGCCUCAGGGUUUUGCUAUGUGAAUGAUAUCGUGCUCGGAAUUCUCGAGCUUCUCAAGGUUCACAGGCGUGUGCUGUAUGUUGAUAUAGAUGUACACCAUGGAGAUGGAGUAGAGGAAGCAUUCUACACAACUGACAGGGUGAUGACCGUGUCUUUCCACAAGUAUGGAGACUUCUUUCCAGGAACUGGACAUAUUAAGGACGUUGGGGCUGGCCAAGGGAAGAACUAUGCCCUUAACAUUCCAUUGAAUGAUGGGAUUGAUGAUGACAGUUUCAGGAGAAUGUUUCAGCCUGUAAUGCAGAAAGUUAUGGAGGUUUAUCAGCCUGAUGCUGUGGUUCUUCAAUGUGGAGCAGAUUCCUUGACUGGUGACAGGUUGGGUUGCUUCAACUUGUCUGUGAAGGGCCAUGCUGAUUGCCUCCGUUUCCUGAGGUCUUUCAACGUUCCUCUAAUGGUUUUGGGUGGUGGUGGGUAUACCAUCCGAAAUGUGGCUCGUUGCUGGUGUUAUGAGACAGCGGUUGCAGUUGGAGUUGAGCCUGAUAACAAGCUGCCUUACAACGAGUAUUAUGAGUACUUUGGUCCUGAUUAUACACUUCAUGUGGAGCCUACCAAUAUUGAAAACUUAAACUCGCCGAAAGAUAUGGAGAAUAUAAGGAACAUGUUGCUGGAACAACUCAGUAGACUUCCUAAUGCACCCAGUGUGCCCUUUCAGACAACACCAUCUGUGACUGAAGCUCCAGAAGAGGAUGAAGAGGAGAUGGAUCAGAGACCGAGGCCUCGUAUAUGGAAUGGGGAGGAGUAUGAAGACUCGGAUCACGAGGAUGACCACAAGCCUCAGGCGAGAAGCUCUAACACCGACGAUGAGUCCGUCCAGAAUGGUGAAGCUAGGGAUGUGGCAGAUGGUAUGGAAGAUGAAAAACCAGAAGUGGAUAGUCGAUCUUGAUGUCGCUGGAAGUCUCGUCGCUCUGCUUUCUGUUAGGUGACCAUCUUUGUAACGUGUUAGCCGUAGAAAUUUCGAAGGGAUUAUACUUUUGGCAACGCAAGGGAAUACGUUUCGCAGGAGGAUGUUAAGAGAAGUUUGCUAGUUUAUGUGUUACAUGAUUCUGAUGUUGGUAUGUAACUGCCACUGGUAGUGUAAAGAAUGAAUGAAAGAAUAGUUAGAAGUUAGAACCAAGGCUUUUUAUUCAUAAAAAUUCUGCAUCAUAUAAUAUCCCUACACAGGUGAAUUAGAAGAAGAAAAAUAAAAAUUGAUUUACUUCCUUUGGACUUGGAAACACAUUCGUGACCCUAGCAAGCUCAAUGGUCAAUGGGAUUUGCCAGAAAAGCAAGCGCAUUGAAAGAACUUCCUGUCAGGACUGGCCAUGGAUGCUACUCUCUGAAUACGCGACGACGAAGAUGCAGACCUCGAAUUCUUCCGAGCACCGGUGGGCUGCUUUCUGGUUUCCUCCCAAUGAAGAAGAUCAAUGGCCUUCCCCUGGUGAACAACGGUGACUUGGCAGUAAUCUGGAGCAUUCUUCUUCACGUAUUCUGCUUUCCCCACUUUCUUUAUCAGCCUCCUGAUAUGACAUGAAAACCCAGAAACUAAAGCAAACGAACCCAUAUAUGAACUUAGUAGGCAAUUCAGACCUUUUCUUCAGGUACGAUAAGAGAGAGCAAGAAGGAAGGCGAUCGAGAAAACUCGUUCAUACGAGUUACCUAGGACGGGGGAGAAGCUUGGUGCCCAGUACGAGAUUGGUGAUGUUGAGAACAGGGAUGAGCUCAACAAUGGCUUUCCCUAUCUCACUGCUCUCCAGCAGCAUUGUGUCCACCGGAACCUUGGCAUCGUCGCACAAGCGAAUGUACUUCUGCAACAGACUCCUCCUCCUGUUGUUCUCUUCCUUGAUGUAGAAUCUCAGCUGGUCCUUGCUCAACUGGUUCUUGGACAAUCUUCCAACUGGAGUUGAGAUGUAGUGGAUGGGAGGGAAGACAUGGACGAGGAACAAGCGAGCUCCAGGUGAGAUGUGAUCCACAGCCCAUUUCACAGCAUCCAAAUCAUCUCUCCCAACACCAACAUAUACAUCGCCAUUGCCAUCAACCCCACUACUGCAGGAUCUUCCAACGCUCACAGUGUUCUCUUCCAGCUCCACUAUCUCCACUAUCUCGGAUGACAUCACCCUCGACUUCCUGUAGUGGAAAGAGCUAGAGCUGCUGCUGCCGUUGUUGUUGUUGGUGGCCUCUGUUAGUUCUUCCAUGCUGUUGAUUCUUUUGCUGCGGGGCCUCUGUUAUUGCCAGAGGACUCUGUUAUGGUGGAAAGAGUGAUGAAGAUAACAAGAGAUGAUGGGUUGGUGGAGAUGGGUUGAUUGGCAAUUUGGAAGGAA